Prorocentrum cordatum is the source of this 375-nucleotide messenger RNA. NCBI's taxonomy places the organism in Eukaryota, Dinophyceae, Prorocentrales, Prorocentraceae. The record is from the annotation of a GenBank genome assembly.
UCUGGCUCCACGAUAGGACCGCGAGGCUGCCGCGGACCCCGUGCUCUCGCGGGUAGUGAAGCGCAUGCACCGGGCCGCCCUGCUGCCGGACGAGGCGCUGGCCCAGGGCCUGAGGCUGGCCUACACCGCGCCUGGGGGCAGCUCGGAACCCCGCCUGGACACGGACGGGUUGGUCACGCUGUCGGUGUACCUCGACGGCGACGGCACCGCAGUCACCGAGGGCGCCACCAUGCAGGGAGGCCAGAGAGCAGCGCCUCCGACGCCGCAGGGGCGGGGGUGCUUCGGUGGCAAAUCAUGUGAGCCUCGUAUACCUUCGCGCUUCCGUCGUCAGAGAGUCGUGAGAGUGCACCUCUGUCGAUUAGCGUUUGGUCAAGG